This is a messenger RNA of Patiria miniata (bat star), 2667 nucleotides long. Its product is annotated as glycerol kinase-like. The coding region runs from base 362 to 2029 and encodes 555 amino acids. The transcript is spliced from 17 exons. NCBI's taxonomy places the organism in Eukaryota, Metazoa, Echinodermata, Asteroidea, Valvatida, Asterinidae. Gene Ontology annotation, molecular function: glycerol kinase activity. Gene Ontology annotation, biological process: glycerol-3-phosphate biosynthetic process; glycerol metabolic process; triglyceride metabolic process. Gene Ontology annotation, cellular component: mitochondrion. The record is from RefSeq and is a predicted model, not a curated record.
ACUCGUAAAUCUGGACACGCGCACACAGCACAGGGUGGUAUGGUUAUGUUUACAGAUGGUGGGAGGUCCUCGUUAAGAUCGUGUUUAUCCCCUCGAAAAACAAACAAAAUCCGGGGUCAACUGGGGGCCCGGUCCAACACGAAACAGUUUUAAGGGUGUGACAAUCUGCGACCUGGCAUCAAUCCAUUUCAGGCACAUGCAAGCGCUUGACGGCAGGCCUGCUUGACGGGCCAUUUCCAUUGGUACUUGGCGCACCGGAGCUAGCGCUGCAACUGCAACUUGCAAGUUUGUAGAAGCCUAGGCAUAUCUGUGGGACAGUUUUUGGCUAGUUAUUUAUCAAACAUUAGUAAAUAACAAUACUAUGGCGGAGAAAGAGACUGAUUUUGGACCCCUGGUUGGCGCGAUUGAUCAAGGAACAAGCAGCACAAGGUUUCUGGUAUUUGCCAGUAAGACUUCAGAGCUGCUCAGUUACCAUCAGGUUGAAGUUAAACAGACAUUUCCUAAAGAAGGAUGGGUAGAGGAAGAUCCCAACGAGAUCUUGGCCACGUGCUACGAAUGUUUCAAUCGCGUCGUGGAGAAUCUACGCAACAUGAGCAUCGACCCGGCCAACAUCAAGGCCAUUGGAAUAGCCAAUCAGAGGGAGACGACGGUAGUCUGGGAUCGGGUCACCGGCCAACCGCUGCAUCCAGCUAUAAUCUGGCUUGACACUCGCACUGGGACCACGGUGCAGAAACUGGUCGACAAGACCCCCGGCCAAAACAAAGACCAUCUGCAGCCGCUGUGUGGGCUGCCACUCUCCACAUACUUCAGUGCUGUGAAGCUGCGUUGGAUUCUUGACAACUCUGCGGACGUACGAGCGGCUGUGGAGGAGAAUAGGUGUUGCUUUGGGACCAUUGACUCUUGGCUGAUGUGGAAUUUCACAGGUGGUAAGGAUGGCGGUCUGCACAUCACAGACGUGACCAACGCUAGUCGUACCAUGCUCAUGAACAUCAACACACUAAAGUGGGAUGACAAACUGUGCAGCUUUUUCGACAUUCCAAAAUCUGUUCUUCCAGAGAUUCGCAGCUCUGCCGAGGUUUACGGGCACAUGAGCGAGGGUGUGCUGAAGGGAGUGCCGAUAUCUGGGAUUCUUGGUGAUCAGCAAGGGGCUUUGGUUGGGCAGACCUGCCUGAAAAAGGGCAUGGCCAAGAACACGUAUGGCACUGGCUGCUUUCUACUGUACAACACCGGUGAGGAACCUGUGCUAUCCAAGCACGGACUACUGACAACCGUUGCCUACAAACUAGGCAAGGAGGCUCCUGUAGUCUAUGCAUUGGAGGGUUCUGUGGCCAUCAGCGGGGCAGCAGUCCGAUGGCUGAGAGACAAUCUUGGAAUCAUCAAAGAAGCCAAAGAUAUCGAACCCCUUGCUGCUAGUGUGGACAACUGCGGAGGUGUCUAUUUCGUCCCGGCUUUCUCGGGCCUCUACGCACCAUACUGGCAAACCGAUGCCAGAGGAAUCAUCUGUGGCUUGACCCAGUACAGCACCAAGGCCCACAUUGCCAGGGCUGUGCUUGAGGCCGUCUGCUUCCAAACUAAAGAGUUGUUAGAAGCCAUGGACCAGGAUUCCGGCAUCCCAUUGGUCAGAUUGCAGGUGGACGGAGGCAUGACAGCCAAUCAGCUGCUAAUGCAGCUUCAAGCAGAUCUGCUGAACAUCCCUGUCGUCCGCCCAUCCAUGCCCGAGACCACUGCACUAGGAGCAGCCAUGGCAGCAGGGCACGCUGUAGGAGUCUGGAGCCUAGCAACAGAAGACCUGACUGCCAUCACCACGGAUACCUUCUCUCCAUCCAUCUCAGAAGAAAACCGCAGUGCCCGUUACAGCAAGUGGAAGUUGGCUGUGCAGAAAUCUAUGCAUUGGGAAGGAGGCCAGACUACGGGACCAUCUCAGGUUUGUGUAUUAAAUCAACAAGAAAUAAGAGAAAAUGUUGACCUACCCAAGGGCCUGAUUUCAGUCGUGCGAAGCACUCUCCCGCCAGCUGCCUUACACGUGUAGGUACCAACAUCGUCAAUGGGAACCUUCUUGAAGAACAGCAUUGUCAAUCUGGGUGAAAGCUGGAUUACAUGUCUUCCAGACGAGUACGCUACACGUCGUAAAAAAAAGGCUGAUGCGGUGAACUGAACAUUCUCACGUAUAGUACGUAGCUUUAUAGUAAGUUCAUCUUUUACAUUUUGUUUGGCAUGUUCAGCCUUGUUUUGGAUUUAAUAUGGCGAUAUCUUGGAAAGAUCAAACAGUGGUGGCAACCACUUGUACCAAUGUGUGUCUCGGUUACCGCUCAUAGUCCGAAGAUUCUAUAGUCAGUUCGAAGGUUCGCAAUGAAGGUUCGGACUAUUGCACCCAAUAGGAUUAAAGAUUCUAAUUUCAUUUUCGGACUAAUAAACCCCGGGUGUGAGAAAUGUGUUUGUUCGGACUAUCGAACGUUCGGAACUAUCCAACCUUAGGACUACCGAGCGGACCCCGAUACUCCAGCUUGUAUGUGGACAUUGUUCUGAACUCUCACAAUUCAUGGGUUUCAUUUAAUCGGGACCGAACUGAUACCGUAUUGAUCAAAACUUCGAGUCAGGAUGGGGAUCAUUCGGAUCUAAAUGCGAAUAAAGGGGAUGCCAAUUCUAAUUUUAAGAUUCCAGAAGUUU